Molecule: messenger RNA, 1464 nt
Organism: Plasmodium vivax (malaria parasite P. vivax)
Lineage: Eukaryota; Apicomplexa; Aconoidasida; Haemosporida; Plasmodiidae
Product: Phist protein (Pf-fam-b)
Exons: 1
Coding region: 1-1464 (487 amino acids)
Source: RefSeq, a predicted model, not a curated record
AUGCAUGAGAGGAUGCGUUCCAAUGUGAGGUACGGAGAAAUGGAAAACGAGCCAGGGUGGGAGGAGUGUAGCUACCCAGGUAGCGAAAGGAACUUCCAGUCCCAUAGGGACCAGAUGGAUUACCAUUAUGAUCAAAUGUGGGCAAGGGAGGAGUGGCUACGCAGAGGGAGACACAGGUAUAGAAGUUCCUAUGAUAUUUGUCCUUUCGGUUGCACAGAUGCUGACAUGCUGAAGGAGCUAUCCGAAGCGGAGAUAAAUGAGAGACUUGCAAAGCUAGGCAGUCAAGUUAGCGUUAGGGAGAUGUUCAUUCUGUGGAGUAAUGUACAUAGGCAUGAAAGGAAAAAGUACAUUCAAAUGCAAGAAAGAGCAAAGAUGUUCUGCGACCAUUUAGUUGAGACCUUUCAAAUUCCAGAAGAGGUUAGGAUAAGAGUAUGGAUGAAGGUGCAUAGGUGUAUGACGUCUGUUUUUCUUCGCUUUGAAAGAAGACACCACAAACAUUUUUUUAUGCUUCUGAGGAGGGGCCCAUCUGCUAGGACUAACUUCCUUCGCUAUAUAAAUCGAACCCGCAAUGUGUGGAACAUGCGCAGGGUGAAGAUAAACAGCUACUGGCGUAGCAAGAUGGUUGGGUUUUUUAGGGGGUACUGGAACAGGUGCUUCAGUGGGGCGUACCGGGGUGCGGGUGUUAGAGGUUACGACAGAGUGGGGUCUAUGGAUCACAGCAGAGUGGGGUCUACGGAGUAUGAUAGUAGGGGCGUAAGACAACACGACAGGAGGUAUGCCAAUCGCUACGAUAGUAGUUAUGCGGACCGCUACGACAGCAGGUAUGCGGACCGCCACAUCAGCAGAUAUUCAGACCGCUACGACAGCAGGUAUGCAGGCCGCUACGACAGCAGGUAUGGCGGAUUGAACGAUAGAAGGGGCAGCAGCAUUUAUGGCAGUGUAGGUAGCAGCAUCUAUGGCAGUGUAGGUAGCAACAUUUAUGGCAGUGUAGGUAGCAGCUUGUACGGAAGUAGGGAUAGCGUCAUGUGCGAGAGUAGGGAUGGAGGGAUGGACGAGAGUAGAAGUGAGGGUCUUAAUGAUAGUAGAAGUGAGGGCCUUAAUGAUAGUAGAAGUGAGGGCCUUGAUGAUAGUAGAAGUGAGAGUCUUAAUGGGAGUAGGAAUGAGGGAUUGAAUGAGAGUAGAAGUGAAGGCUUGAAUGAGAGUAGAAGUGAGGGCUUGAAUGAGAGUAGAAGUGAGGGCUUAGAUGAUAGUAGAAUUGAAGGUUUAGAUGAGAGUAGAAGUGAGGGCUUGUAUGAUGGUAGUAGUGAGAGCCUUAAUGAGAGUAGGAGUGAGGGAUUGUAUGACAGUAUUAAUGAGGGCCUCGAUCAGAGUAGAAGUGAAGGCCUUGAUGAGAGCAGAGUUGAAGGCUUGAACAAGCGCACCAACGGAGGGAUGGAAGAAUCACGCGGUGGAGACAACGCGUAG